Messenger RNA from Rhopilema esculentum, 3332 nucleotides. NCBI's taxonomy places the organism in Eukaryota, Metazoa, Cnidaria, Scyphozoa, Rhizostomeae, Rhizostomatidae. The record is from RefSeq and is a predicted model, not a curated record.
AUGGAGCUGUUGCAAAGAGUGGAAGACCUAAUGAAGGCAGAGGAGUUCAGAGGGCCAACUGAUUUAAAACAUACGGAACUAGCAAGACUUGAAAGGGUUGUCCCCACUGAUCUCUUUUGUAGAGAUCAAGAGAGAAGACAAGAUUUUGGCAUUAAAGAAAAGGAAAUAGGUAAUUAUGUCGGAAUUGUCGCUUCAUCACUUUUUGUAGGAAGAUCAUUAGGAAGUUUUUUGUGGGGUUGGCUAUGUGAUCGAAUUGGACGCAAACAUUCACUGGCAAUAUCAACUAGUCUCAUCGCCCUCUGCACUCUUAUGUUUGGCUUUAGCCAGUCUUAUGCUUGGGCCUUGAUAACUCGGUUCCUUCAAGGAUUGUGUGGUGGACUGAUCAUAGCUCUGAAGGCGACGAUUUUCGCCCUUUGUGAUGAGACCAACAGCAGUCUUGGAAUGGCAAUAAUAAUAAGCUCUUGUCAGAUUGGUUCGAUAGUUGGCCCAGCUGUAGGAGGGUUUUUAGUUUUUCCGGCCGAGUCUUUUCCAGCAACUUUCUCCAAAGAUUCUCUAUUUGGAAAAUUCCCAUAUCUUCUACCAGUAUUUAUAACUUUCGUUAUGUUGGUCAUAUCCUUGUUUCUGACCAUAGUCAAAAUUCCAGAGACUCUUAAAAGAGAGAAGGCUAAUGAAAAGACAUUGUUGCUUAAUGACAGUGGAAGUAAAUCAAUUGAAGGACAAUCUCGUAGAUCAAGAAAAUAUUUGCAUAUGUAUACAUAUGAUAAAAUUGUUGCAAAAGAAUCCUACACUGUCUUUGCUGUACACCCCAACAAAGAAGCGGAGCAUGAGAAGGAUUCAAACAAUGCAAAGACUACUGUUUCCCAUUUUCAAAUCGAAUGCGAUUGUGUCAUGGUGCAGACACGUCCAGCCUCAACAUGUUGCCGAGGCUUGAAAGAGUCGUCGUUAUGGCAACUCAUAAAGAUAAGAAACGUGCAGCUAUCUUUGGCGCUCUAUGCUGUUUUCUCUUUUAUUUCAACUGGGUUUAAUGAAACAUUUCCUGUCUACGCAGACUCGUCUAAGAUUUACGGUGGCCUGAACUUUGCGUCGGAUCAGAUAGGGACAGCCAUUCUCAUUGCAGCCGCACCUAUGGUUGUUUUGGUUUUCGUCAUUGCAAGGCUCGAACGGAGAUUUGGUGCCAAAAAGUUGUUGAUUGCUGGGUUGUAUCUGCUCGUGUUCGGCUUGCCACUUUUUGCAUUUAUUGGCUAUAUACCGUUCAGAUAUGUAUGGUACGCGCUUGUUCCGGUUUUGUUUAUCGUGAGGUUAACAUUCGCCUGCUGCUUAAUGGCAAUCAAUAUAAUACUCAUUUGUGCUGCUGACCCAAAGUACAUGGGCCUGGUCAAUGGACUGGGAAUGACAGCGUCAUGUGUCUUCCGCUCAAUUGCACCCACCGUACUCGGCUCCCUCUACUCUUGGUCGCUAACGAAUGAAGGAACGUUGGGGUAUCCAUUCAACCAUCAUUUCUCCUUUGUUCUGUCUGGGUUCAUUGCUCUUAUCACGUUGGUAAUUGCAGUGUUUCUGCCUGAUAAAUUUCCUACUCAAUACCUAAAAGAAGUCACCGAAUCAGAAGAAACCAAUCACAGUUCGAGUGACGAAGGCCCAGAAUUUGAACAAGAUACCAAGAUUUAGAAUGCAUCGUCACAUUUAGCAAUUGCCAAAUACAUCCAUGUAAGUCUAAUCUUAUGAAUAGAUCCAGAAAUUUCUCACAUUUAUUAACAAUUUCGAUAGUAAAAGCUGCAGAUUCUUCCGCCAUGUUAUCAACUUGUAAUUAAUUAUGAUCAAGAAAUAAUUAUUGAUUAAGACCAAUAAAGCUGAUUUGUCAGAUAGGCCUAAAACCUCCCCGCUUCCAGAAAAGGACUUCUUUGAAGGGUAAGCGGAUGAGAAUCCCACAAGGGUGGGGGGGGGGGGCUGGUUACUUGAACUUUUUAUAGUAGGUGGGUCUAUCCGCAGUUGUUAAAGUUCACCUAUAAGUAUCAAAAACAAAUUCAACAGACCCAUAAAGUUUAAGCUGAAAAGUUUUGAUGAGAUCAAAAUACAAAAUCAUGUUACUGAGCAAACAAGAAACUAUUAGUCAAAGUAAUUUAGACUCUUUAUUUUAUUUAUCAGUCUAAAAAAACAUCUUUGAAUAUCAGUGUUUUUCAUGACAUCAGACCUUAAAGGCCGGUUUCCACUUGAUUCGCUCUGGUCGCGCGACUUGGCGAAAUCGAAUCAACCAGUCGCCCACGACCAGUCGCCCAGUAGUUCAACUGAGUUGAACUACUCAGCGAAUGGUAAUGCAUUCGCAAAUAAGGAAGUUCAAUUUGCGCAUGCCCCAAUGUGCAUUCGCUCAAUCUGAGGAAACCCCCUAUCCUCUCGGUGGGUCUGGGUAAGUGGAUGUGUCUUUAUUCUUAGAUUUAUUUCAAUUUGUUUUUUGAAUGAUGAUAAAUCUGAAUCAGAAAUUUUCGUUAUAGUAUUUCUGACACUGCUGUAAUAUAAUAAAAAUGCUUUUAGCUCGUAUUGGAAAUAUUGACAAUGGUAAGCUGAAUGUUAUAUUCUUUCUAUUGUUAUAUUGAAUGUUAAAUUGUGGUAAGCCAAAUUACCCAAAUUCAUAUAAUUACUUAGUUUAAUCUUGUUGUAUCUUACUUUAGAUUAAAGAUUUCAGAUAGGCCUCCUUUUUAAGUAUGCCUUAGAAUUUGUGUUUAGAAUUUUUACGUAUGACAUCAUUAAAACUUUUGAUAGAAUUUUAAAAUUUCUGACACAUAAACAAACAGAUUACCAUAAAAUAGUUCUAAAUGUGCAAAGUCAAUUGAAAAUAACAGAGCACUGGUGAGGUAGGGCCAAUGAAAGAUUUGACAUUUGCUACCGCAUUGCUGUUAUUAUCGCUCUGUCCAUAAACACUAAAUUACAGAAGUUUGCUGGGGAAACAACGUGUGUACAUAUGGCCAUAUGUCAGCCAAUUUGCAACGUAACAUAUUUAACUUCUUUUGCACAUUCAGAGGUAUGUUAUAAUGCUCUUUCAGUUUAUGAGAUUCAAAUUCAAAAGUUAUAAUAAAUUAUUUUCGUGACGUCAUCACUUAAAAACUAUGUUACUAGAUUUCAAAUAUUUAAAAAACUAAUUCUGCAGUUGAUGUUCAAUGCCUAGCAUUGUAAAAUUUCGCUUAUGUUUAGUUAAUUUUUUCGUGUAUAUUUAACUGGUUUCUUAUUUUAACUUAACGAAGUUUUAAUUUUCGAAAUAUUGGCUUUUCGAAUCCUUGCAGUUUGGUUUUAAUUCAAUACAUGAGAUAAGAAAGUAAUGCUUUUCUUCGUCACUCACUUCA